This is a messenger RNA of Drechmeria coniospora, 1695 nucleotides long. RefSeq names its product putative WD40-repeat protein. NCBI's taxonomy places the organism in Eukaryota, Fungi, Ascomycota, Sordariomycetes, Hypocreales, Ophiocordycipitaceae. Gene Ontology annotation, molecular function: protein binding. The record is from RefSeq and is a predicted model, not a curated record. Bases 1 to 1695 code for a protein of 564 amino acids. Gene Ontology annotation, cellular component: nucleolus. The transcript is spliced from 2 exons. Gene Ontology annotation, biological process: ribosomal large subunit assembly.
AUGAAUCGGCUCUCUCAUCGUCAUCAAGAGUUGCACGAGUUUGCCGGAGCUGUGCAGACAGCAAUCCGGUUGCAAACAUUUUUCCGUCCCCAAGAUGGCGACAGUGAUACCCCCUCCGUCCAAACGGCAGAAGCGCGAGGUGCUGGAGAGAAGCCGAAUCCAGCAGGAUGUGACGGCCGCGACGGGUCCAGCAGGCUCCUUCAAGGCCCGUUUCCUCGACGGCGACGGCAAGCAAGCCUGCGACGUUAUCGAAGUUCCCCUCGCCGAUGCGUCGGAGAAGAAUCUCUCGCUGCUUCUGAACACGCUGCUUGCGAGGGCACGUCUCGCACCCCGUCGCCACCGUGGGCCACUGCUGACCGUUGUCCGCAGGAAAAGGAAGAUUUCCUCCCCUAUCGAUUCCGAAUCCACAUCCCCGACACGGACAUCAUCGUGGACCAAUUCCCCACCGAUCUGCUCCAGCUCUUGCGCAGCCAUGGGAUCGAAAACCCGUUCGAGACGACGGUGACGCUCACGGCCGAGCCCCAGGCCGUCUUCAAGGUUCAAGCCGUCACCCGAAUGUCGCACAGGAUACCGGGGCACGGAGAGGCCAUCCUCGCGGCGCAGUUUAGCCCCGCGACCAGCUCGAUACUGGCCACCGGCUCGGGAGACAAGACGGCCCGCAUCUGGGACACGGAAACCGGCACGCCCAAGUACACCCUCGGCGGCCACACCGGCUGGGUUCUGUGCGUCGCCUUUUCCCCCGAUGGCAAGAGGCUCGCGACCGGCAGCAUGGACAAGACGGUCCGGCUCUGGGACCCGCACACCGGAAAGCUCAUGGGAUCGGGUCCCCUGACCGGACAUGCAAAGUGGAUCACGAGCAUUGCCUGGGAGCCCUACCAUCUGUGGAGGGACGGGACCCCGCGGCUCGCCAGCGCCAGCAAGGACGGGACCGUACGGGUCUGGGUGGCCAACACGGGCAAGACGGAGCACGUCCUGUCGGGGCACAAGAGCUCCGUCAGCUGCGUUCGCUGGGGUGGCACGGGAUGCAUCUACACCGGCAGCCAUGACAAGAUGGUGCGGGUUUGGAACGCCGAGAAGGGCACCCUGAUGCACACCCUGUCGUCGCAUGCUCAUUGGAUCAACCAUUUGGCCUUGUCCACCGACUUUGCCCUGCGCACCGCCUUCUUCGACCACGAGCCGAUACCGUCGACGGAGGAAGGCAAGCGAGCCAAGGCCAAGGCGCGCUUCGAAAAGGCGGCCAAGAUUCAGGGCAAGGUUUCCGAGCGAUUGGUUUCCGCAAGCGACGACUUCACCAUGUACCUGUGGGAGCCAUCGCAAGGGACGAAGCCCGUCGCCCGCAUGGUUGGCCACCAGAAGCAAAUCAACCACGUCACCUUUUCACCGGACAGCACCCUCAUCGCCAGCGCAGGUUGGGACAACCACACAAAGCUCUGGAGUGCAAGGGACGGUAAAUUCAUCAACACCCUUCGUGGCCACGUCGCGACCGUCUACCAGUGCGCCUUCUCGGCCGACUCUCGCCUGCUGGUGACUGCUUCCAAGGACACGACGCUCAAGGUCUGGUCGAUGGCCACCCACAAGCUCGCCGUUGACCUCCCAGGGCACAGCGACGAGGCCUGGGCAGUAGAUUGGGCGCCCGACGGGAAGCGAGUAGGCAGCGGCGGGAAAGACAAAGCGGUGCGCCUGUGGCAGAACUAG